GCGGUUUAUGAGCGUCUCUAUGGGAGGAAAAAGAUCAAAUCUUUAUAUCUCCGGUAAUGUUCUAGUCCAUUGCAACCUCGCUUUUAUCUACCUAGCCCACAUGGUAGUCGUGCAAGAACAGCGAGGGAGAAGGGCCCCUCCCGAACGCAUCCCGUCUUCUGUGACAAAUACUCCCCCCCACUUCAUUCCCUCGGCGUCUAAUGUGCAGCACUGUACUGUACUCGAUUAAACACAAUUCCCCGAAAUUCGACGGUUAAAGCAGGAAAGAAAAAAAAAUAUCAUACAAAACUCGAACACCCCUCCGUUUCCCCACCACUGUACCUAAAUUCAAUUCAAUCCAACCACCCUCGGGAAAAGGGAAAAGGCUCUAUUUAAAUUGCUCCUGCGCACCUCCCUCGAGCUGCGCAAAUCCCAACAUCAAAACUGUCGUCCACAGCAUUAAAACGUCUCUCUUCACAGGCCACAUCUGCACGCCUAACCAACCUAUCCCGACACUUGUCCUCGAGCAGGAUGGCGCCCGUGUCAAAGCAGUACGACUACCUCGUUAUCGGCGGAGGCAGUGGCGGUCUCGCGAGCGCUCGUAGGGCUAGUGCCAUGUACGGUGCUAAGGUUGGGAUUAUUGAGAGUGGGAGGUUAGGGGGUACUUGCGUUAAUGUUGGGUGUGUGCCCAAGAAAGUCUCCUGGUAUGCGGCGGCAAUUGCGGAGACAUUGACUGAAGCGAAGGGGUAUGGGUUCGAUAUUGACGUGAAGGGUUUUGACUGGCCGACCUUUAAGACGAAGAGGGAUAAAUACAUUGAGCGUCUGAACGGGAUUUACGAGAGGAACCUGAAGAACGACAAAGUCGACUAUAUUGCCGGCCACGGCCGCUUCGUUUCCAGGAAUGAGGUCGAGGUUACCCACAAUAAUGGCGAAAAGAGUACAUACGGUGCUGACAAGAUUCUAAUCGCUACCGGCGGAUACCCGAGCGUCCCCACCGACAUCCCGGGCGCAGAGUACGGCAUUACCUCCGACGGCUUCUUCGAGCUCGACCAGCAACCCAAAAAGGUCGUCCUCGUCGGCGCCGGCUACAUAGCCGUGGAACUUGCCGGCAUCUUCCGAGCCCUCGCGAGCGAAACACAUCUCAUGAUCCGCCACGACAACUUCCUGCGCUCGUUCGACCCGAUGGUACAGGAAGUAAUAGGAAAACGCUAUGAGGAAGAUAUGGGCAUGAAGAUCCACCGCCGCUCGAAGCAGACCAAGAUCGAGAAGGACGAGAGCACGGGUAAGUUGAGGGUGCACUAUGAGGAUAGUAAUGGCACGGGCGUGCUCGAGGACGUGGAUACACUGCUCUGGGCCAUUGGGAGGAGGCCUAAUACCGGGGACCUCGCGCUAGACAAGGUCGGGAUUGGGAGGAAUGAGAAGGGACAUGUUAUCGCGGAUGACUUUCAGAACACCAGCGUGCCGAACAUUUUCUCGUUGGGGGAUGUUUCGGGAAAGGUUGAGCUGACUCCUGUCGCCAUCGCCGCUGGCCGCCGCCUCUCAGAUCGCCUCUUCGGUGGGCCAAAAUUCGCACAGGCCAAGCUGGACUACACCAACAUCCCAUCCGUAGUCUUCGGGCACCCAGAAAUUGGCGCGAUUGGGCUCACGCAGCCGGAGGCCGUGGCGAAGUACGGCCAGGACAGCCUAAAGAUUUAUAAGACCACUUUCACCGCCAUGUACUACUCCAUGCUCGAUCAUAAGGGCCCCACGGCUUACAAGCUCAUCUGCCACGGACCCGAGGAGAAGGUGGUGGGGUUGCACACCAUCGGUCUGGGAAGCGCGGAAAUGCUCCAGGGAUUUGGCGUUGCGGUGAAAAUGGGGGCCACCAAGCAGGAUUUCGACAAUUGCGUUGCCAUCCACCCUACCAGUGCUGAGGAGUUGGUCACUUUGAAGUAAUCCCUUGGAAUAUUUCCACGUUCUGGUCCUGUGUAUCCUCUAUGAGGGGGUUCUUAGGCUGCAACAACUUAGGACGUUGCUUUCCCGAUAAACGAACAAAUAAAUAUAUAAAGGUGCUCUUUUUA
This is a messenger RNA of Tuber melanosporum (Perigord truffle), 2039 nucleotides long. RefSeq lists its product as uncharacterized. The transcript is spliced from 6 exons. Gene Ontology annotation, biological process: glutathione metabolic process; cellular response to oxidative stress; cell redox homeostasis. NCBI's taxonomy places the organism in Eukaryota, Fungi, Ascomycota, Pezizomycetes, Pezizales, Tuberaceae. Bases 511 to 1914 code for a protein of 467 amino acids. Gene Ontology annotation, molecular function: glutathione-disulfide reductase (NADPH) activity; flavin adenine dinucleotide binding; NADP binding. The record is from RefSeq and is a predicted model, not a curated record. Gene Ontology annotation, cellular component: mitochondrion; cytosol.